Chrysoperla carnea is the source of this 570-nucleotide messenger RNA. RefSeq lists its product as uncharacterized. Gene Ontology annotation, molecular function: ligand-gated sodium channel activity. The record is from RefSeq and is a predicted model, not a curated record. The transcript is spliced from 4 exons. Gene Ontology annotation, biological process: sodium ion transmembrane transport. Gene Ontology annotation, cellular component: membrane. The coding region runs from base 1 to 570 and encodes 189 amino acids. NCBI's taxonomy places the organism in Eukaryota, Metazoa, Arthropoda, Insecta, Neuroptera, Chrysopidae.
AUGGAAUUUUUUAAAAAACGUGUCUUGCUCUAUGGAAAAAAGAGUUCAGUACAUGGCUUACGAUAUUUAGUCGAUGAAAAUAAUUCGUAUUUAAUCAAGAUAUUUUGGUUAAUUCCUAUAAUACUUUCAAGUAUUGGAUCCACGUACAUAUUUAUUCGAUCGUAUGAAGCGUACGUAUAUAAUAGUAUUAGUUUUGUAACCGAAACAACAUAUUUAAAUUGGAAUACAAGUUUUCCAGCUGUGUCAAUUUGUGAAGUGUGGUACAAAAAUAAAUAUUGGGAACGAUUAGAUAAGUACAAUCUCACAUCAAAAUCCACUUUACAAGAAUACUUAUCUGAAACAGUAUUUUUUACUGGUCAAUGUUAUACUUGUGACAAAUUACGAGAUUGUCCCGAUUGCGAUCGUUAUAUAAAUUUAACAAAAAAUUUAAAAGAGUUUCGUUACAAAUGUGAAGAAAUAUUUGUAAAAUGUUUAUGGAAUGAUGAGCCCUUUAAUUGUUGUGAUCAGUUUUUGCCGUUGGAAACUGAAUAUGGAAUUUGUUACACCAUUAACUCUUUACAUACAAGGUAA